Oryza brachyantha (malo sina) is the source of this 738-nucleotide messenger RNA. Its product is annotated as small nuclear ribonucleoprotein E-like. Gene Ontology annotation, biological process: spliceosomal snRNP assembly; mRNA splicing, via spliceosome. Gene Ontology annotation, cellular component: U4 snRNP; U2 snRNP; U4/U6 x U5 tri-snRNP complex. The coding region runs from base 155 to 421 and encodes 88 amino acids. The transcript is spliced from 6 exons. Gene Ontology annotation, molecular function: RNA binding. The record is from RefSeq and is a predicted model, not a curated record. Lineage: Eukaryota; Viridiplantae; Streptophyta; Magnoliopsida; Poales; Poaceae.
GCUUCGAGCCGCGAAGCGCGAGGGAGAAAAACCCCUCCUCCUCCUCCGCCGCCGCCGCCCGCCUCGCCGUCUCGACCUCGCAAGCCUAGGGUUUGGCCUCUCCUCUCCUGCCUCCUACCUCCACGAGCUUCGAGACUCCCCGCCCGCAGCAGCCAUGGCGUCCACCAAGGUCCAGCGUAUCAUGACCCAGCCCAUCAACCUCAUCUUCCGGUUCCUCCAGAGCAAAGCGCGCAUCCAGAUCUGGCUGUUCGAGCAGAAGGAUCUCCGGAUUGAGGGCCGGAUCAUUGGCUUUGACGAGUACAUGAAUUUGGUCCUUGAUGAUGCUGAGGAAAUCAACGUUAAGAAGGAUACAAGGAAAUCAUUGGGUAGGAUACUGUUGAAAGGCGACAACAUAACUCUCAUGAUGAACACUGGGAAGUGAAAUUUCUCCUCAGGUUGCGUUCUGGAGUUUGUGACUUUGUGUCGAUUAGUCCUUGUGAUAUUUUGUACUCCGUCUGGAAUGAAAUCCAUGUAGCAUGUGAUCGUGCUCAAUUGAGGACAUGUAACGGCUGUUGACAAGCCUAUGAACUCAUUCUGUGAUUCACUCUAGGCAAAGAUGUUGAGAAUCUUGAUAUAAGGAGCUGUUCACUAGUGUGUUUAAGAUUCCUGAUUCUGUGAACCUAUAACGAUGGGCAAAGGGGGUAAUUCUUGUUGUGCCUUGUCUUUCCGUUAUGUUUUAGAUGGUCUUAAGCACGAUCA